Salvia hispanica is the source of this 349-nucleotide messenger RNA. Its product is annotated as small ribosomal subunit protein eS30z/eS30y/eS30x. The record is from RefSeq and is a predicted model, not a curated record. Gene Ontology annotation, cellular component: ribosome; cytosolic small ribosomal subunit. Gene Ontology annotation, molecular function: structural constituent of ribosome. NCBI's taxonomy places the organism in Eukaryota, Viridiplantae, Streptophyta, Magnoliopsida, Lamiales, Lamiaceae. Gene Ontology annotation, biological process: translation.
UGUAACCUCUCCCAUUGCUGCUGCUCUCUCUCUUGAUUCAUUCAAUCAAUCGAUUAAUCAAUCAUGGGUAAGGUCCACGGUUCGUUGGCACGUGCCGGUAAGGUGAGAGGGCAGACGCCCAAGGUUGCGAAGCAGGACAAGAAGAAGAAGCCGCGCGGCCGAGCUCACAAGCGGAUGCAGUACAAUCGCCGUUUCGUCACCGCCGUUGUUGGCUUUGGAAAGAAGAGGGGACCGAAUUCAUCUGAGAAGUAAUUGGUGAAGAGAUUUUUAUUGGUUUGAUUUCAUCAUGUAGUAUUGUUAUUUACUUUGUCCUAUCAUUUUGAAUAUAAAGAUUGGAUUUUUAUUUCUA